AUGUUAACAUCGACGUUAACAAAGGUAUCAACAACAGCAGCAACGCUUAUAGCUUCUGGCCAAAGUAUCAUCCACAGCAGCAGCAUCAACAUUGGUAUCCACUCAAAGCAUGACAACAAGAAUCAUGAGCAAAAGUAUUUCAUCUGCAGGUGCUGCCAGUGUAGUAGUGGCCUUUGUGGAAUUCCUACAAACUCUGUGGCACCACCACAAUCAACAACAAAUAAACCAACAGCAGCAGCAGUGACAACAACAACAACAACAUCAACGACCACAAUUACCUCAGAUCCGGGCAUUUUAUGCUUCCAUCAUUGCAAUGUGAAAGUUUUCUGUUUUACAUUGCCACACAUUUGUCCACAAUGUAAAACGGCAUUGGACACACAUCCCAGCGUGGAUCAGGACUCAGAUGACGAUGAGAAUUCAAAUGAUUCUGUUUGUCACAUUAUGAACAGUCUCCUCUUGCCAUUCUGCUUACCUUAUCAAUUUAUGCGGGCCAAUCAAUAUCCUUGUGCUAUAGUUUUACGUCUUACCGCAGGUGAUUUUCUCAAUGAUUAUAAUGAUACCACGGAUUUGCAUAUUGCUGUGACAACAUCGACCGGUUGUGUUGUCGAAUUUGAUCGGCAUGGCUUACGACGUCAUCGUACAGCCAAUAUGACAGAUUGGUGGCAAUGUCUAUUGGUGGGUGAUGUUCCAGAGCCCUGGUACGUCAUAGAGUUGCGUGAUACCGGUAUUUAUGUGCAUCACAAUAAGCUGCGUUAUGGUGGUGCUGGCAGUAGUAGCAGCAGCCGUUGA
Messenger RNA from Musca vetustissima, 789 nucleotides. RefSeq lists its product as uncharacterized. The transcript has 4 exons. NCBI's taxonomy places the organism in Eukaryota, Metazoa, Arthropoda, Insecta, Diptera, Muscidae. The record is from RefSeq and is a predicted model, not a curated record. The coding region runs from base 1 to 789 and encodes 262 amino acids.